AUGUCAGUUCGAGCGCUCCUUCGAGCGCACGCCGACUUCGUUCCUGUAGACCUUCCAUCCCAAUCUCAACCUCAGCACGUCAACGAGGACGGAUUUGAGUAUGAUCCGAACGAGCCUCAAUCAGGAGAAGGGGUCGAGGCUGGAGAUGAAGAAUCGGAAGGCGGAGAAGAAGCGGAAGAGGUAAAUCAGGAGAUAGGUGGGGAGGAGGAUGUUGAAGUGGAAGCUAACGAAGUCGAAGAGGCAGAGGGAGAAGAUGAAGGGGAUAUCCAAGAGCCAUUACUCAGCAUAGCUGACAGUCUGGUCUUACCCUACUCGCUCACUCAGACACGACUCCAUCAUCUCACCUCGCUCUUCCCCCAUAUGUUCUCUCAUCCUCCUAUACCAUCCCAUUCUAAACCUCGUGCUCGUCCACCUCCAAAAGGAUCAUUUCAAUUUCCAACUCCACCUCCUCCGAUGCAGCCAUUACCGCAUCCUGAAUAUCAUGGACCGACCAUCCCUGUCGAAUCGUCUACACCGGGUCCAGGGGAAUCUUCCAAAUAUCAAGAACCUAAUGAUCCAUCUUCCACUUCCACUUCCAAUGUCAAAUUAUCCCGCUCAGCUAGAUCAAAGAAGACGAAUGAUGCGGAAUGGCCUGCUCAUGAAAUAGAAUGUAUAUCCCGAUGUACACUAUCUAUCGGACCUAUUUCAUUCCCAGAAACGGAAAUUUGGACAGGACGAUUUGUUGAGCCUAGAGCGACUCAGCCGAAGAAAGAGAGGGCCAAACCUGGAGAAAGGAAGAAGAGGGAACUACUAGCAGCUGAAGAAGGUGGUAUCGUCAAAAAGCCUAGGGCUAGGAAAAGUGGUACAGAAGGUCAUACCCCCCGUCCUCGAUUACUUGCCAAAUCCUCGACCCCAAUAUCCUCCCCUGCGUCUACGCCAAAUAGACCACCACCCCCACCUGCUCGACCUUCAGCAUAUCGACCUUCCCCAGUUGCUUCUGCUCAAUCUGCUCGUCCACCGCCCGUAAGACCUUCGGUGUCAGCACCUACACGGCCGACUACAGCGUCCCCGCAGUUGAUACAGCUGGUCAACCAAGCUGCGACUAGACAUGCUUGGCUUUCUACGUUGAUCUACAAAGCGGCAGGAAGUACGGCUAAUCAAGUUGAGUUAGAGAGACUCGGAAAGGCUGUAGCGAGACUGAGUAGAGGGGAACCUAUCGAAGACCUCGCACCUCCAGUGGCAACUGCUCAAGCAGCAGCUGGGCCUGGUCCAUCAACAGCAGCACAAGCUGCAUCUUCUGCCGCAACUCCAGCUCUUAAGCCCGCAUCGGCUAUGGUACCUACUGCUGCUCCAACGGCAUCUGGUACUGUUUCGAUAUCAACUCCUGGUGCACCUGCACCUUUGUCCGGAAGCACCCCAUCAACUCAAAGCGCUCCUAAGAUUGUGCUGUCAACGACUUCGUCGGAACCACCCGUGCCUGUGACUGCCAACAGUACGUCGAAAGCAGAAGAUUCUGACUCGGAUGACGAAGUGGAUAUGACGGGUCGACCGCAAGUCGGAGGGGGGCCUUUACCACCAUCAUCAGAGCUGGGCACGGCGAACCCACCUGCCAACCCCGACUCGAAUACAUCGGUUCCCCUGCCGGAACCGUCAUCACAGUCCAGUGAAAGCAACACAUCAGGUCCAGUCGUCACGCCGACAAUACCAGCAUCUGGAAUAGUUGUAGAUCCGAAACCGUCUGCAUCGCAAACUAGCACUGCUGCAGUAAUGUCUACACCUGAAACGUCGAAACUUCACAAUCCUACGAUACCUGCUCCCCAAGUCUCCCCCACUGAUAUCAAUGCUCAAGCCAACAAAAUACAUUCGGCGACAUCCACAACAAUAGUCCGUACACCUCCUGUACCUCCAUUCGCCCAGCCUUCUCCUGUAGAAAGACCAGUAACCGCUACACCGCCACCGCCACCACCAACCCCUCCGAAACCUACAUAUCCUCUUCCUCCACCCUUCUUACUGGUUGCAUUCAAGGAGCAAGCUACUGAGAAAUUCUUAUUGCCUCUCGGUCAAAGAAGUUUCAUAUCAAGAGUAGGAGGCGAUUACGUUACUGCUCCUCGACCUGCUACGCCUGAACCUGAACCUGAACCCGAGCCCCAGCCAAUCUCCCAACCACCAUCUCAGGUAUCAACGGAAGGUCCAAAAUUGGAAACGAACUUAUCUGCAGGUCCUUUGACUGAUACACCUGUAUCCACUCACACUCCCGUUGUUGUCAACGACACCCCAAGCCAUUCUACAACACCAGGAUCACUAGCAGUCGCUGGCAAACCACUGAGAAGUCGUACAAGACAAUCCUUAGGUCGACAUGCCAAAGAACCCACCAUAUCAACACCAUCUGAACCACCGAAAGAACCUACUCCGGCCCCUGAGCCAACACCUCCUACACCGUAUGAACCAGAAUCAAAACCUAAACCUGAAUCUGGACUUCCUCCUUUGCCCGGGCAGAUACCUCCUCCCGGUACGGUGUUAUUAUCGACAUUCAUACCGUCUGGAUCUAGUAGAUGGGAGAAAGUCGAUUGGGAAAAGUUGAAAGAGAGAUUACCAUUUGAUAAUCCCAUAUUUUGGGAUAAACCCCUUGAACCCGCUAUAGAGGUAAAGAAGGAGAGUGUAGAGGAUGCCACUACGACGAAUGUGUCGACACCUGUACAACCUCAACCUACCAGGGGAUUAAGACAUCCUAGAACGAAUUCAGACUCAACGAAGAAAGCUACACAGGAAAAGGUGAAAUCUGUUCCUGAUAAACUGGAAUUGCUCAAUCUAGCCGUGGAAGAUUUCAAGCCGUCCCAAGGAGAUUUACAGCCUGUCACGAUUAGAUUGAUGGGGAUCACUGAUGAGGUUUGGAAGAAGGUGAAGGAUAUCAUGGAGAUGGCCGAAAGGUAUGAGAUUGAAAGUAUGUUCAGGAAAGAGCCUGGAUUGCUAGAAGGGGUGGAUAUGGAUUCGAUUGCCGACAACGAUAAAUCUUCAGAUUUAGGGAGGAAACAAUCGAUUGAUCCACCAGGCAAUCACGCACCCAUCACUCCCUCCAACAAACCCUCAUCAACCUUUCGAGGAUUAUCUUCCAAAAUGCUCUCGACCCUUCGACCCAUGUACAAUUCCAGAAAAACAUCCCUAUUCACAAAUCUCCUCCAACGGGUACCUACUCGAUCAUUCUUGACUACCCGUCUUCCCCCACCACCCCCUCAGGAAUUAGUAGAAGCCACAAGUGAUAAAUGGGCUCCUAGACCUUAUCCAAUAACGACGAAACCACUUUAUUUACCUGGUGGUGAGGAUGAUGAUGGAGAGGAACAGGAAUAUGGAAGGGAAAUUGAAUUUUCACCUCCACCCGCAAAUAAAAAGAGAAAGGGAGCGGCAGGUGAAGAAGAGAAAAUAACAUUUGAAUUGCCAGUGUCGUAUGAACUCUUAGAUGAAAGGUUGGAACAAGGAUUAAAGAGGGAUAUGUUAAAUCCAAGAAAUAAAAGAGGAAGAAAGUCGAUGAAUAAAUCGGCAACAGAAGGAGGAGAAGGAGAAGGAAAGGAGACGAAGAAGAGCAAAAAGAAGAGAGGGACUGAAAGUGGGAUUUGUGAGGGGUGUGGGAAGGAGGGGAUCAAAGUCUGGAGGAGAGGACCAGGAGGAAGAGGGACUUUGUGCAACGCAUGUGGAGAUUUAUUUGUGGCUAAACAGUUACCUCCACUGAAACGACCUGGAGCGAUGAAGACUCUCUUGGGCGAAGAGGAGGAUGAUAACGACGAUGGAAAUGGAGACGAAAAGGAGGUCGAUCAGCAGCAGAAGGAGGACGGUCAGAAUCAAAUGAGAUGUGAAGGACCGGAUCGUAAGGAAGAGACUACAGAGAAGGAGAUGGACAAACAACCACAACUACAAGAUGGAAGUGUCUCUGAACACGACAAAGUUCCAGAUGGAUUUGCGAUCGACGACUCUAUGAACGUCAAUACCACCUCGACUUCUGAUGUCGAUCCUUCCCUACCUGUAUCCUCGCAACCAGCGGUAGAAUCACCUAGAAUCGACAACAGGAAGGAUAACGAACCGGCUUUAUCCGAAAAUCAACCUGAACCUGAACCUGAUACGAGCAGUUUCAAGGAACCAGGUAUAACGUCAAUCCCCUUAUCACAUGAAGGGGCAAUGGGAAUGGGGCCUGACAAGGCGCAAGAGCAAGAGUCUGGACCUUCUAUAUCUGGUCGUACGUUUGAGAAUGGGGUAGAUUUAUCGGUAGACGAUAGUGAGAAGAAGGAUGGAGAGGAUAAGGUGGAUUUGGAUGUAUGA
Kwoniella botswanensis is the source of this 4287-nucleotide messenger RNA. RefSeq lists its product as uncharacterized. Gene Ontology annotation, biological process: regulation of DNA-templated transcription. Lineage: Eukaryota; Fungi; Basidiomycota; Tremellomycetes; Tremellales; Cryptococcaceae. The record is from RefSeq and is a predicted model, not a curated record. The transcript has 3 exons. Bases 1 to 4287 code for a protein of 1428 amino acids. Gene Ontology annotation, molecular function: zinc ion binding; sequence-specific DNA binding.